Molecule: messenger RNA, 864 nt
Organism: Emiliania huxleyi CCMP1516
Lineage: Eukaryota; Haptophyta; Isochrysidales; Noelaerhabdaceae
Exons: 3
Coding region: 1-864 (287 amino acids)
Source: RefSeq, a predicted model, not a curated record
AUGAUUGCCGCCCUCGACAGGGGCCUAGCUCGUGCGAUUGAGCUCCUUCGAUCCUGUGGAGUCCGCGCCAACCUCUGUGCGCGGACCGGCUUCUUCAAGCAGCCGUGCUUGCACUUUCCUCUGGCUGACACCUAUGUCCAGGGUGGCGCGUUGCUGGAGGAGCCGGGAGAGAAGGAGGAUGAUCCAAACGGCACACCCGAUGCUGAGCCGGCCGAGCUGACCGCCAUGGGCGCACAGGAUGCUGCAGAUGCCGAGGCCGUGCUGAACCAGCUGAUGCGGAACGGGGCCAAAGUGGCGCCUCCAACCGGCGGCGAGGAGGCCAGCAGCGCAGAGUUUUUUGAGGAGAUCCGUAAGCUGCUGGCAGAUUUCAACGUCUCCAUCCAGGAGGAGUCAAAGGAUCGCAAGCUCCGCUUCCACGUCAAGCGGCUCAUCAAGUCCCAUCAGCAGCGGGGCGAGGAUGUGGAUGAGGAGCUCGACUUCUACAUGGAUGAUGAUGACGUUGCGGUGCUCUUCACCAUGGAGGACAGCUCCAAGGUCUUUGCCAUCGGCAACAUUGAGCAGCGCAGCAACGGGGUCUUCAUCAACGACCCCAAGGGCCUCUUUAUCCUCCGGUGGUACCGUGAGGUGAAGGGUGACGGGACCCCCCCAGACGGCCCGCGCUACCAGAACAGAGCGUGCAAGUACUACAAGCUGACGAGCGACAACGAUGGGGAGGCCUUCCGCUGGACCAGCAACUACCAGAUCAUCAGCAAGGUGUACCUGAAGAAGCACUCCACCCUGCCUCUCUGCUAUUCUCUCAGUGCGGCAGACAAGAAGAUGGUGACGUCCACCAUGAAAAAGAUGGUGGGACCGGAGGCAGAGUAG